Messenger RNA from Lytechinus variegatus (green sea urchin), 1302 nucleotides. RefSeq names its product toll-like receptor 4. Lineage: Eukaryota; Metazoa; Echinodermata; Echinoidea; Temnopleuroida; Toxopneustidae. Gene Ontology annotation, molecular function: protein binding. The record is from RefSeq and is a predicted model, not a curated record. The transcript has a single exon. Gene Ontology annotation, biological process: signal transduction. Bases 1 to 1302 code for a protein of 433 amino acids.
AUGCAGCUUCUUGAACGUUUAGAGAUGAUGCAUGUGGGCAUUUUUCAUUUCAACCUAUGGAACCCACUAAGGAAUGAAUCUCUUUUCGACGGUUUGUCCAACCUCAGGACUUUGAAUCUGAGCAAAAAUCUAUUAUCGAAUUUAGGAGGUGGAGAUACUUUGCCUCCGGGAGUUCUGCAACAGCUCUCAGCUUUAGAAAAUCUUAACUUAGAAGACUGUGAUCUUUCAGACAUUCAUCCAGGAGCCUUCACAGGAGUGAAAUCGCUUCAAGUUUUAAUACUGAGAAAUAACAAACUUGAACAGUUACCGGUUACUCUAUUCCAGAAAUUAAUUCAGAUAACAACAAUCGAUCUAAAUGGCAACUUUCUGACGGCCUUCGAGAGAGAUAAUUUUUUGAGUAACCGACAGCUAAAAGUACUUCUUCUUUCAAAUAACAAGUUAACUCGUUUUGACCAAAGUGCCUUCAAACCGAUCUAUUCCUCUCUUUUAUCGAUCGAUGUUUCGAUGAAUCCUAUAAGCUGUAACUGUGAUCUAAGUUGGCUCAUGAACUGGUUAAGCAGAUCACUUAUCCUCCAGAAUUCCAAAAAAACUAUUUGCGCAUCGGAUUCUUUAGAGCCUCUACAGAACCAGCACUUGAUUAAUUUUGAUCCUAAAGAUUUUUGCAGCAUCGACAUCGUCCCCAUCCUCCUUCCUUCCCUAGCAAUCAUUUGCCUAAUUUUAAUCGUUGGAAUCACUUAUCACAACCGUUGGCAGUUAAGGUACAAAUUGUUUCUUGUAAAACUAGCAGCCAUUGGCUACAAAGAGAUGCGAGAUGCUCGGGAUCAUAAUGACUAUGAGUUUGAUCUGAACGUCAUCUUUUAUGAUGACGAUGAAGACUGGAUUCGCGAACAUCUCCAACCGGCUAUGGCAGAAAGGCUUCCGCAAUUUCAGAGAAAUGUCUUUGGCGAUGAUGAACUCGUGCUGGGAAUGUAUUACUUAGACGCAGUUGACUACGUGGUGAGCCACAGUUACAAGACCGUCGUUAUCCUCAGCAGAGCUGCAGUUCGUGAUCGAUGGUUUAUACUUAAAUUCCGUACAGCAAUGGACCAUGUCAGCGAUACCGGAACAGAAUUCGUAGUGGUGAUCUUCCGUGAGGACAUCUCAGAUGAUGAGAUGCCAUUCUUGGUGAGAUUGUUCCUCAGCGAUGGCAGACCUUAUAUUUACUGGACAGAUGAUGUGAGAGGACAGGAGUAUUUCUUCAAAGAAUUGACCAAACAUCUUACCAUUAAUCUUCGCACCAAUGAUAGACUACCUGUCGAAUAA